CCGCAAAUAUGAAUUAAUUGAAUUUUAAUGCUGUAUCAAACGCCCCAAUAAAAAAAAAAUUCAAAUCUCAACUUUACUGUUAACAAAAUUCCUUGAAAUCCUAACCAGAAGACUGAUUGUGAUCAACUGCCUUUCCGUUUUACUUCAAAGUUUAUUUUUGCUAAAUUUCGUUGUUUCUUUAAUCGAUCUAAAAUUUAUGAUUAGAUAAUCUAUUAUUCAAUUGACAGAGAAAACUAAACUAUAUUUUCUAAAUCUUGUAGCUCGGUUAUAGAGUUACCUAUCAAAAAUAAUCUUCUUGGUUGGAGUAGGAGGGAAAUUGGAAUGAAAAUUUUGAUUUACCUUAAAUGGAGCUGGACUUACAAUCGUGUGCUCGACUGCUCAAUACAGUUAACAGCAACCAAUCUCUUCCAAACGGGAAGCAACUCCACCUCAUUUUCCUCAAAAGGGGCAUCCUUCACUCUGCUUUAACAAUAGCCAAUCGCCUUCUCCAAAUGUACACAAGGUGUGGACAAAUGAAUGAUGCACAGUUACUGUUCGACGAAAUGUCUCAAAGAAACUGCUUCACUUGGAAUACUAUGAUUGAAGGGUAUAUGAAAUGUGGAAAGAUAAACAACUCUUUUGACUUGUUUCGUUCAAUGCCGAACAAGAAUGAGUUUUCUUGGAACAUGGUCAUUCUUGGACUCGUUAAAGCGGAGGAGUUGGGUGUUGCUAGACGACUUUUGUACGAAAUGCCGCAGAAGAAUGAGGUAGUUUGGAAUGGAGUUAUUCAUGGGUACGCGAAAAUGGGGUACCCUGGAGUGGGUUUACGCUUGUUUAAGGAGUUUGUAGAGUGGGAUUUUUGUGAAAUGGGUGGUGCAUCGUGUAUAGAUUCGUUUGUUUUGGCGACUGCGUUAGGGGCGUGUGCUGAUGUAAGAGGCGUUGAUUUAGGGAAGCAAAUUCAUGGUCGUAUUAUGGUAGAUGGAGUUGAACUCGAUUCUGUGUUGGCAAGUUCUUUAGUUAACGUGUAUGGAAAAGGUGGUGAUUUGGAUAGCGCGAGUUAUAUUUUGAAUAGAAUGAAGAAUCCUGAUAACUUUUCCUUGUCAGCAUUGAUAUCAGCGUAUUCAAACUGUGGUAGAAUGGAUGAUGCUAGAAAGAUCUUCGACUUGGUAACUGAUCCUUGUAUUGUACUGUGGAAUUCCAUGAUAGCAGGGUAUGUGGCAUGCAAUAAAGUAUCAGAAGCAUUACUGCUUUUUGAGGAGAUGCACAGAGAGGGACUUAUAGGGGAUUCGUCUACUUUAGCUAGUGCAUUGAAUGUCUGUGCUAGUGCACAUGCUGUUAAAAAUUGUUUGCAGGUGCAUGUUUAUGGUUUUAAGCUUGGACUGCUGGAUGACCUUAUCGUUGCUAGUGCUCUCAUUGACACUUACGCUAAAUGUGAAUGUCCUGAUGAAGCGUCCAAAGUUUUUAAUGAACUCAAAACACAUGAUACCGUCUUGCUAAAUUCUAUGAUUACCAUGUAUUUUAACUGCAACAGAAUUGAAGACGCUAGGCAAUUAUUUGAGUCAAUGCCCUAUAAGAGCUUAAUAUCUUGGAACUCUAUGAUAAUUGGUCUCAAUCAAAAUGGUUGUCCAGUUGAAGCACUGGAUCUUUUUUACAGGAUGAAUAGGAUGGAUUUUAGGAUGGACAAAUUUAGCUUUUCAAGUGUGAUCAGUGCCUGUGCAAGCAUUGCUUCAGUUGAACUUGGCGAACAGAUUUUUGCAAGAGCUGUUAUAAUCGGCAUUGAUUGUGAUCAAAUAAUUUCUACCUCCUUAAUUGAUUUCUACUGCAAGUGUGGUUUUGUUACUGAUGCCAGGAAGCUCUUUGACCAAAUGAUGAAAUCCGACGAGGUUUCGUGGAAUUCUAUGUUGAUGGGUUAUGCUACAAAUGGUUACGGAAAUGUAGCAUUGGAUUUAUUCAGCGAAAUGAGAAGUGCGGGUGUUGCACCGACAUAUAUCACAUUUAUUGGUGUCUUGUCUGCCUGUGAUCAUUGUGGUCUACUAGUAGAGGGAAAAAGGUGGUUUUAUUCAAUGAAUUACGAUUACCACAUUAAUCCAGGGAUUGAACAUUACUCCUGUAUGGUAGAUCUUUAUGCACGAGCAGGAUGUCUUGAAGAAGCUGUGAACCUCAUUGAAAAGAUGCCAUUUGAGGCAGAUUCAAGCAUGUGGUUAUCCAUUAUGAGAGGAUGUGUAGCUCAUGGUAGUAAGAUACUAGGAGAGCUGGUGGCCCAACGCAUUGUAGAGCUUGAUCCUGAGAAUUCAGGUGCUUUCGUGCAGUUAUCAAACAUAUUUGCUACUUCUGAGGACUGGGAAAGAUCUGCUUUGGUCCGGCGGCUGAUGAUAGAAAAGAAAAUCCACAAGAGUUCUGGUCGAAGCUGGAGUAAUUUGUAAGAAAUAUGCAGUACAGGUCUCCUGAUAAUUAUUACAGCAGUGGGAGAAGUUCGGUGAGGUUGGUAUAGUGAUCGUGGUUCAUGGGGAAGAGAGUGGCCUGGUCUUCCCUCCUAUAGUAGCAACAACUCAAGUAAUUAUUCUUUCUGCUCUCUUCAAAAGAUGCCGACAUUGAUGAGAUCUUUGAUGCAUGUUCUGCGCACGGCUAAAAACUUGAAUGAAUCAGGUCUUCGUGCUAAGGCGGACUUUAAAGAGAACUAUUUAUUACCUGGAUGGAAAUAUUUUUCUGGGAGACUGAAGGGGGUUUCCACUUAUGAUUGUACUAGUAUAAAAAGGCCUUGCAAAUGACCAGGUACAAGCUGUUAGACACAGUGCAGCCAAAACAGAUAUUCCAUGGCUAGUCUAGUUGAGCAAGUGAAAGAUAGUCUGUAUCCUCCAAUAUCUAUUUGAUGCUGCAAAACAAAAGUGGGAUUCUUGCCUUCAUGUUCUAAGAAUCUGGGAUGAAUUUGCGGAAGCACAGAACCUUUAAGGAGGAAAAAAGCAUUAACCAAGCUAUAAAACAGAUGACUAAGGCAUAAUGGUUUUUGUUCAGCUGGCAAAGAAGAAAAAAAGGAAUAGCAUGCUGAAUCUUUAUAGAGGAGAUGUGAUGUUGCUGUGGAACAUGUCAACUGAUAAAAGAAUGGUUUAGCUAAACGAGGAAAUUGGUUAGGACUGCAUUUAAAGCAUCCUUUGACUGCAUUCCCGAGUUUUGGUACGUUUGUGUAGUAAGUAAUGAUUUUGAAAAUCCUUUUGGCAACUGAUCUAAAUUAUUUCUUCUUUUACCUUCUCUAUACAUACAAUUUAUUCCUGUUUUAUAUAUUUUCUAUAAUACUUUACAUUGCA
Molecule: messenger RNA, 3281 nt
Organism: Capsicum annuum
Lineage: Eukaryota; Viridiplantae; Streptophyta; Magnoliopsida; Solanales; Solanaceae
Product: putative pentatricopeptide repeat-containing protein At1g77010, mitochondrial
Exons: 5
Coding region: 345-2402 (685 amino acids)
Biological process (GO): RNA modification
Molecular function (GO): RNA binding; protein binding
Source: RefSeq, a predicted model, not a curated record